AUGGCUGAAACCACGCCCAAUCAUAAGAGAAAUGAUCUUUGCCACUACUGGGGUUACUCGUUUCGCUGGACGGACCUCCAUACCUCUCCAGAGCAGCUCCGGCCCAAGAUGUUCACGUACGACAAGCUAGCCGAUGAAUGUCUCGAGCGUCUGGACGAGAUCUCGCCGCCCAAGAGUGCUCCUCGCCCAUCAACUGCGCCACCAGAGGCAUCAAAAGGGCCGAAGAGGGACCUGUACUCUUUGCUUGAGGAGCAUGCAAAAGAGGAUCCUAAGCUCGACCAGCUGUGGACUGAGAUCAACACCGUCCCGGAGUGGGUGGACUGGGACCAGAUCAAAAGAGGACAGGAAGUGUUUUUUCGCUACGGGCUACCGAUACUCAAUGUGCUGAGCUUCGAAAGCCUCCUGGGCGGCAUGGGCUCCGGCCGCGUUGUCGAGACGUUAACCCGCACAGGCGGGUUCUCCGCAGACGUAGUGCGGCGCCGACUCCUCGAAACCCUCCAGCACGUCCUCCAAGUAUCUCUAUCCCUCGAGUCCAUGAAACCCGGCGGCGACGGACACAUCUCGUCCGUCCGGGUACGACUCCUCCACGCAUCGGUUCGCUCCCGAAUCCUCAAGCUCGUCCAGCAGCGCCCGGAAUACUACAACGUCGAAGAAAACGGCAUCCCCAUCAGCGACCUCGACUGCAUGGCCACCAUCAACACCUUCUCGACGAGCGUCAUCUGGCUUGGCCUCCCACGCCAAGGCAUCUUUCUCCGCGACGGGGAAAUCAACGACUAUCUCGCCCUGUGGCGUCUCGUCGCAUACUACAUGGGAACACCGACGGAGCCGUUCCGCUCGCCAGCAACCGGUCGCGCGAUGAUGGAGUCGCUACUCGUGUCAGAGAUCAACCCGACAGACGUGGGGAAGAUCCUGGCGCAGAAUAUCAUCCUCGGGUUGGAGAAUACGGCGCCGACGUACGCGUCUAAGGAGUUCAUGGAAGCGAUGGCCAGACACCUGAAUGGGCAUAUGUUGUCCGAUCGGCUGGAUCUGCCGCGUCCGAAUUGGUACUAUCAGGCGCUGAUCUAUGGGUAUUGUUUCGUUGUGAUGGGCGUUUGUUAUGGGUUGAGGUUGUUUCCGGGGUUGGAUCAGACGUUUAUUGCUUUCCGUCGCAGACUCUACUAUACCCUCAUCACCGACAAAACAGAAGGACUAGGCGGCGAAUCAUUCUUCGAGUUCAAGUACGUGCCGUUCUACACGCGCACCACGAAACUGGGGAAACGGAAACAGAUCAAAGCGACACAGUACGGGAUCGAACAUCUAGCGCAGCUGGGUCUUUUGGCUGGUCUCGUGGCUGUGGUGACGUUGUUUUGCGGAACGGUUUUUGGUGUGAGGAUGUUGGCAGCUGGGGUGUUUGUUUAG
Aspergillus melleus is the source of this 1398-nucleotide messenger RNA. Its product is annotated as oxygenase MpaB family protein. The transcript has 4 exons. The record is from RefSeq and is a predicted model, not a curated record. Gene Ontology annotation, molecular function: oxidoreductase activity. Bases 1 to 1398 code for a protein of 465 amino acids. NCBI's taxonomy places the organism in Eukaryota, Fungi, Ascomycota, Eurotiomycetes, Eurotiales, Aspergillaceae.